CUUUAACAGAGUGACGUUGUGUUGUAGAGAUAAACAAAAAUGUUAAAGUUGUAACUGAAAUGAAACAUCCGGAAGAUAAAAUUUAUUAAAAGAUCAAUGCCAGAAACCCGUUUAAAGCAAAUUUAUUAAAAUGCAGCAUCAAUAUUGGGUUACCAAGAAAAGCGUGCUCAGAAAAUUAGGUGGAAAGGAAGAUGAGUGUAUUGUUUCUUCUGAUGCAGAGUUGGACGCCAAAUUGGAAUUAUUUAAAUCAAUUAACGAUAGUUGUGCUCAAUUACAACGCGUUAUUGACUUAUAUCAAGAACGAUUAUGUUAUUUGGCACAAGAGGAGAAUGUUCUUGGCAGGUAUUUAAGAGACUGUGGAAAAAAUGAAAAAAACACAUCUGCAGGACAAAUUAUGUCAAUUGCUGGAAAAGCAUUGGCUUACACAGGACACCAAAGAUUAACUAUUAGACCAUCUUUAGUAAGGUUGCACCAUGAAUUGGAAACAUUCCGUAAUAGAGCUAUAACUGAUACAAGAGCCACAAUAUCAGAAAUGGAAAAAACAAGGACAGAGUACAGAGCAGCUCUGAGUUGGAUGAAGUCAGUGUCAUCCGAAUUAGAUCCUGAUACUGGACAUGGUCUUGAAAAAUUUAGAAAAGCCCAGUCUUAUGUUAAGAAAACCAAAACAAAAUUUGAUAGAUUGACUUUAGCUUGUUUACAGAAAGUUGAUUUAUUAGCUGCAGCAAGAUGCAAUAUGUUUUCCCAUAGCUUAGUACCAUACCAAAGUGCAAUUUUGAAUUUUUCCACAAAGUCUUCUGAAACUUUAGGUACAGCUGCAGGCAAAUUGGAUACAAUUAAACCAACUGAUAAUACAACCAUUAUGGAGUUGUUUAGUCCCUUUGAUACAGACAAAUCUAAAAAGACUUUCUUUAAUUCUGACUAUUCUGAUGAUCCGCCCAAAAGUCAGAAAAAAGAUGAAGAGGAAAGUAAAGAUGUGAAUAAUGAAGAAUCUCAUAUAGCUGAAGUAGCUGAUCUAUUGAAUGCUGAUUUUCUUAAUCCACCCCCAAUAGAACAACCAAUUACUAUUGAAAAUGCCAACACAAAGCCAAGCUCUGAAUUGCUAGAUCUGAACUGGAGCUCAAAUGCUGACUUCAUGUCAGGUGACUUUAUGCCUUCAAAGUUAAUGCAAGAAGGAUUCUUCAACAUACCCACAGAUCCAGCACAGCAAAACCUAAACAAUUUUGAUCAACUUCUAGACAAAACUGGAGAGAAUAAUGCUACAAAUGAAAAUAAAGUUUCUUGGCUUAGUCUAUUUGCUGAACUAGAUCCUCUUGCAAAUCCAGUUGUAGAAAACAACACAACUGCAUCAGACAGAGCAUAAGUUUGCCACUAGGUUUCCACUUAGAGGUUUUGUUAUCCUAUUUUAUAUAUUUAAACAUUCCAAAGAAUCAUGCUAAAGACUUUUGACAAUUUGAAAAAUUAGUUAUUUAUUUUUAUUUGAAUUUUUAAAGUAGUUUAUCAAACAUUAUUUUAAUGUAGUGUUUACUAAAUAUGAUUAGUAAUCUCAGUAGGUUGUGAACAACACAUUCCAUGAUGAUGUUCUCAUCCACAGUUUUGCACCAAAAUGUAUUUCAGUUUUAACUCUUACACAUAUUAUUUAAAAAACACUAGUCAGUUUAUGUGUUAUGUAAAUUUUUAUGUAUACAUCAUUUUGGUGAAGAUUUCUAAAAAUAAUCAAAUUGGGAAGCUUAUGGAUCUGCUACAAAUACCAAAGAAACUAUUUUUAUGAAUGCAAAUUGUACUUAAUUUUACCCGAUUUUAUCUUAUACAUUCCUCUAUAGAUUAUCAAUUUAUGAUUGUAAUCAUAAGAUAAAUAUAUGCC
This is a messenger RNA of Diabrotica balteata, 1861 nucleotides long. The record is from the annotation of a GenBank genome assembly. NCBI's taxonomy places the organism in Eukaryota, Metazoa, Arthropoda, Insecta, Coleoptera, Chrysomelidae.